Molecule: messenger RNA, 2763 nt
Organism: Taeniopygia guttata (zebra finch)
Lineage: Eukaryota; Metazoa; Chordata; Aves; Passeriformes; Estrildidae
Source: RefSeq, a predicted model, not a curated record
ACCUGGCAGAUCUAUUCUGCCUGUUGUGUGACAAAUAGGAGUUGCACAUGAUUUUAUAAUUAACUGUUUAACUUCAGCUACAGGAGCCCUCACUUCCAGAUGCAGCAGAAUCUGGGUUUUGGAGGGAGAAUUUAUGAGGAUUUGUAUUAUUUUACUUGGAGAGGGGUUUAUUUGCUCCUCCAAACCCUUGUUAAAGAAUGGGGUUAUUGCGUUUGUCAGGGUUCUGGUAAACCAGCUGAGUUACAAGAGAUGAGAUCUAUUUCUUCAUCUGAUCUGUGUUUCCUACCUGGCUUCAAGGCUGUCCUCUGAACACAAACGCACAUUCAUGGUUGUGAGAGAAGGCACAGAAUAGAUGCCAGAUGGUCUUUCCACAGCUUUGCAGUUCAGUCAAUAGUUGAUCUGAGAAAGAUUAAUAUAUUCCCAUUCUAAAUUUGGCUGGCAUCAGAUGUCCUGUAGAAAUUUCAAGUUGUGUAUAGGAAUGUGCCACAAAAUUGACUGCUGGUUCCUGAGCUCACAGACAUCUCUGCAGAGCUAGCCUGUGAAGAAUGUGGGACUAUUGCAAUAGAUCUGUCUAAUCCCUGUGAGCACUGUGGGAUUAAAGGCAUAGGGGCAGCAUCUCAUCUUGCCCUGGCGAAGGUGAUGAACAUGCUCACAUAUCUCUGCCAGAGCAUCUCUAAUGGCACAAACAAAUACAACUUGAAAACAAUGUGAAUUCACUCUGGCAAUCCCUGCAGAGACACUAGCUUUAGGCUGCUGAGAUCAAACAGCCUGAAGUAUUUGGAAUGUUGGCCACCACAUUUCACACCUGUUGAAACAUUUUGCUGUGUAAUCUGCAGGGAUCAUAAUCAGAAAUAUUAAAUUAUUGAAAAAAACAGAUAUAGGAAAAUAAUUCUUUUAUGUGAAUCAUAAACAAAUGUAAUUCCUUCCAAAUCCUAGCAACUUCUAAAAUCAUUCUCUGAGCAGAAACAUCUGUGUCAUGGAUAAGACUCUAAAUAUAACACAAUCUCUGAUUUUCUUCCUCCCUUACUCUGCUUAGCCUGGUCAACUGUUUCAAGGUUCUGUGCUGAAAUUGCCAGUUCUUAGCCAUAUACUGUAGCCACAAUGGGAUGUUCAGCUGUGGGUGAUCACCUCCAGAAAAGUACUUGAUGUAUUCAAAAAGCAGGGGAGAACACAGGUUUUGGUGGAGGAAGAGUGCAAUUGGUGGUUAUCCUCAGAGCUGAAAGUUUUUUGGAAGAGAAAAUGCAGUGUUCAAUGCGUUGCCUCCACAUUAUCACUACAAUCAAACUAAAAAUAGCAGAAGAAAAAAAUCCAUUUCAAGGCCAAGAAUACUUUGUAUAAUUAGGUUCUGCAGACUUCAUAGUGGGUGUCUGUGUCUCCCUCAUUUCCAUCUCUCCUCAGAACACACUGUGGAGGAUAAUCAGUCCUGCUCCCUUUGUUAUUCAUAUUUUAUUAUCUCUCCUUGAGAUUAAAAUUCACCAUUAUCUACUUAAAGUGUAUAUAUAUGUGGAGGCAGAAAUCUGCUACAUUUGCUGCGUAGGAUAUUUUUGUUGAGGUGCAAGGGCAUUUGAAAUACGUCUGUUGAACAAGGUGCUUGUUCUUUUCUAUUAGUAUUUAAAAUGAGGUCUCUGAUUUUGUGUGUUUGAUUCUAGAUAACUGUUAGGACUUAGUUGUGUAAGCAGUCAAAUUCUUACAUUGCCACAGGACACAUAGAAACUCUCCAUGCUUAUACUGGUAGUUGCUGAUGGCUUUUCUGCUCCUGAACCUGGCAUACUGUGAAAAAACAGGCAUGGAUGACAAUCAUGCAUACUCAUAAAGAGCUUUAACAAUGCAAGAUGUAUGGCUGGACUUAAGAGGAAAUGUAGGAAGCAAAUCCUUAUCAGGACUCCAACUUGAGUGCAAAUGAAGAGCAAUACUUGCCUUCUUUUGAGUGCUGCCUUUCAUUCUUUAUUCAGUUAUGGACCUCUAACAAAUUUCCAGUAGGAAAGCUGGCUCUCCCAUCCAGUAAAUAUUAAUUGUCUGGUAAUAGAAUUCCUUUUCUAAUCCUAAAAUGAUACUCAAGUCCCAAAACUAAAACAGGUGCUGUCAAGCCUCCCAUUGUGAACAGUGUCACAUCUGUCAUUCUUCAGGCUACUGAAGGGAACAGGAAACCUCGUCUGAAACUGGCUGAAGGCUGUUUCAUCUCUCUAAAAGACAUCCCCUACAGGGUGGUCAAAUGAGUGAUCUCGUGGAAGAAAAUGGCAAGAAAAGCUGUUCUUCCCAGGAAACAUCUGCAGAAAAAAACGUGUCUCCAGCUGAGUACUGCUCAACAAGACACAAAAAAUUGCAAAAACUCGAGAAACAAUUAAAAUUCUUAGCCUUUCAAAAUCCAGGACCUCAGGUAGCUGACUUCAAUCCUGAAACUAGACAGCAGAAAAAGAAAGCAUACAUGUCACAGAUGAAACAAAAAUUUUUUUAUGAGUCCAAAUUUACAAAGAAGUAUGACAAGCAUGGCAGGCUGCUGUGUAAUGACACAGAUUUAUGUGAUUGCCUGGAAAUCGACUGCCUGGGUUGCUUCUAUCCUUGCCCCAAAUGCAACUCAAACAAAUGUGGACCAGAAUGUCGCUGCAAUAGAAAAUGGGUUUAUGAUACGAUUGAAACUGAAGCUGGGGAUGUGAUCAGUGAGCUACCAUUUUUUGUCCCUGACUGAUAAUGUUCUGUUAGUUUUUGUGCCUGAACAUUGCUCUUUUUUCUUCAUGUUUUAUUAAAGUAAAUCACCACUUGGCA